AUGCUGGGGUCGGGCUGGCGAAUCAGGGACCGGGAAGCUUCAGCCACAGGAGUGCUGCCACAGCAGGGGGGUCGCGCAGCCGGGCCGAGUGUGGCUCGUGCGCCGUCACCUCUGCGACCUAAGCCUUUGACGGCGACAACCUCAUUCUUGGACGGCGUGUGUCGCAACGGGCAGAGCAAGCAGUCCGCUGACCCAGCCAGCCAGGAUGAAUCGCAUAUCUCUACUUUUACUGCUCCUCUGCGGGCUAGUAGCGCUCGUCAGCGCAAAUUGCAAGUCCUGCAUCACUACUCAAUCGUCUACAAUGUUGAAGAUGCCCCUACUAACACCUCUCAAGCAGCGCCGACGUUCUGCAAAUGCACCUGCUUCAAGAACAGCACCAUCGUCGCCCUCGGCCCGCAACACCAGGACGGCAACUCCGGUACCGCCCCCUCGCGCCGCGAUUCCUCCUCCCCCGACAUCCACAGCCGCGCCGCGUCCUCGUCCUGCUCCCAGUGCACAAAGGCGUUCUGCCUCGGCAGCGGCAUUGGCUUCUGCCGCGACGCCACCGAGGAGGACGUCCAGACCAUGUGCUUCCAGCGCGACAGCAACAAGGACCGCGUCAUCGUCUGGGGCUUCAUUCUCGGCACCGCGGGCCUGCUGGGCUGGGCCGCGCUCAAGAGGGUCAACGAGUUGCGCGAGGGGAAGCGAGCGGCCGAAGCUGCGAGGGCGGGAACUGGGAGGGGAGACUAUAGCCCGUUGGCGCCCCCGACGUCGAAUUGA
This is a messenger RNA of Colletotrichum spaethianum, 759 nucleotides long. RefSeq lists its product as uncharacterized. The record is from RefSeq and is a predicted model, not a curated record. The transcript has a single exon. Bases 1 to 759 code for a protein of 252 amino acids. Lineage: Eukaryota; Fungi; Ascomycota; Sordariomycetes; Glomerellales; Glomerellaceae.